Molecule: messenger RNA, 696 nt
Organism: Durusdinium trenchii
Lineage: Eukaryota; Dinophyceae; Suessiales; Symbiodiniaceae
Source: the annotation of a GenBank genome assembly
AUGAUGGGCGCCCUUGGAAUGUUGACGCAGAGCCUUGUGCAAUUGCCUGGCUUCGAAGGUGAUGAGAGCAAGGAGCCAGGCAACUUUGGCAAUCCAUUGCCUUGGUUUGAUGACUACUCGGAUGAAAUGAGGGCUCGUGAGAUCAACAACGGACGCAUUGCCAUGUUUUCAGCUAUCGGCCAGAUUGCAGCCGGCCUCUAUACAGGCAAGGUGUGCUCAAGCUUUCGUGGACAUAAUCUUGGACACCGACUUGUCACCAUGGCUUAUGCAAAGACUCUCAUUGCUGGCGUCCUGGCCGCUCCUUGUGUGGAUGCUUUUGUAACACCUGGCACACAGGGAGUGACCCUUCGUGGUUCUGCACCUGUGUCAGCGCAGUCUGAGUCCAACUUUGGUGCCUACUCUGCCCUUGCUGCCGCAUCUGCUGGUGUUGCCGCAUUGGGCUUUGCCGGUGGUAAGAAGCCUGUUGGCCGCAAGAAUGUUGUGUGCAACUUCAGCAAGGAGACCCAGAUUGGUGCUAUGGAUCCUGUUGGAUUCUUUGACCCUUUGGAUUUCUGCAAGGAUGAGGCUACCUUCAAGGACCUCCGCGCCAAGGAGAUUAAGCACGGUCGCUUGGCGAUGAUGGGCGCCCUUGGAAUGUUGACGCAGAGCCUUGUGCAAUUGCCUGGCUUCGAAGGUGUGCCAAAGGAUGUGACAGCA